GUUUUCUACCUGUCAUCCGCCAUUUAUAGCACCGUACAGCGUUCCCGGCAGAUCGAGAGUUUACUUUAUUAAAAAGCGAAAUUGAAUUUUGGAGUCUUUUAUUGAUCAGAUCGGUUCAGUUAGUAAACAUAGACAAAAUGGCAGGUGCAACGAAAAAACAAAAAGUCGACGAAGUUCUCAAUGAAGAGGAAUCUGCUGCGUUGGAACAGAUUGAUGCAUGUCAGAAUGAUAUUGAUGCACUGAAUGAAACAGCAAGCGAAGAGAUUUUAAAGGUGGAACAGAAAUACAAUAAGCUACGCAAACCCUUUUACGAGAAACGAAAUGACAUAAUAAAGCGCAUUCCAAAUUUUUGGGUUACGGCAUUCAUCAAUCACCCCCAAAUAUCUGGGAUAUUGGAAGAAGAAGAAGAAGAAUGUUUGCACUUCCUGUCCAAAUUGGAAGUAGAAGAAUUCGAAGACAUCAAAUCCGGAUAUCGCAUACAUUUCCACUUCGACGAGAAUCCGUACUUUGACAAUGCCACAUUGACGAAAGAGUUUUGUUUGGGAGCGGUGAGUGGGCCAUCGUCGAACAGUACACCGAUCACGUGGAAAGAGGGCAAAGAUCUGUUAAAAUUGAUGCAAUUCAAGCAACAGAGCACCAAACGGAAGCGUCACCUCGAGUACAAAACGUUCUUCGACUGGUUCAUCGACAACAGCGAUCCGGUUAACGAUGAAAUUGCUGAGCUAUUGAAAGACGACUUGUGGCCAAAUCCGUUGCAGUAUUACUUGGUUCCGGACAUUGAAGUGGAACCGGAAGAAGGUGAAAACAGCGACGAAUUUGCCGAAGAAGAGCAAUUCGAAGACGAAGAAGAAGAUGGCGACGAGGAUAAGUAAAUUGGACGAAAAUCAAACCAUUUGGUAUCAAUGGUCAGAAUACCCAAGAAUUGACAUGUUAAAAUCAUAAAUUUACGAAACAAAAUGAAUGAAAAUUAAGAAAA
This is a messenger RNA of Bradysia coprophila, 976 nucleotides long. RefSeq names its product NAP domain-containing protein SET (gene Set). NCBI's taxonomy places the organism in Eukaryota, Metazoa, Arthropoda, Insecta, Diptera, Sciaridae. Gene Ontology annotation, biological process: nucleosome assembly. Gene Ontology annotation, cellular component: nucleus. The record is from RefSeq and is a predicted model, not a curated record.